Messenger RNA from Phragmites australis (common reed), 1575 nucleotides. RefSeq names its product probable WRKY transcription factor 65. Lineage: Eukaryota; Viridiplantae; Streptophyta; Magnoliopsida; Poales; Poaceae. Gene Ontology annotation, cellular component: nucleus. The transcript has 3 exons. The coding region runs from base 455 to 1324 and encodes 289 amino acids. Gene Ontology annotation, biological process: regulation of DNA-templated transcription. Gene Ontology annotation, molecular function: transcription cis-regulatory region binding; DNA-binding transcription factor activity. The record is from RefSeq and is a predicted model, not a curated record.
GGUACCGGUAGUUGUAGUAUAUCGCUCGUCCUACCCCGGUGCUCUGUGCUCCCCAAUGACAACAUCGCUCGCGUAAAGAAGGCACCCACUUGCGCGCGCGCGCACGCAUAUACAAACACGCCGCGCAUUGAGAGAGAGAGGGAGAGAGAGAGAGAGAGAGAGAGAGAGAGCUGCACCCAUUAUCCGGCCCCGUUUGUUUGUCCGCCACCAGCACGAGUUCUCUUCUCUCUUCGAUCCCCUCCAUCAUUCGCUCCAAUACUCCGCUCUUUUCCACCAUCAUCAAACGAGGCCACAAGGAGCAAAAACAUAUGCGCACUUUGGGAAUGUGCGAGUUAGUUUAGCUUUGAGCUGCUUUCUAUCCAUCCGGAGCAGUGGGUUGAGAGGAAGCUCUCUAGCUACUCCGUGUACAGCGGCCGUGGGCCCCUAGGCGGCCGUGGGUGAGGGCGAGCGAGCGAUGUCGUCGGCCGAGGACGAGUACUGCAGCGCGGACUCGCCGCGGGCGGACUCCGCCGACGAGCCGCAGGCCGCAGCGGACGCGGAGUCGCCCCGCGCCGGGGCCGAGCUGAACAAGCGCGAGCGCGACCUCCCUGCCUCGCCGUCGUCCCCGCUGCCGGCAGCUAAGCGCAGCAGCCGGAGAUCGGUGGAGAAGCGGGUGAUGUCGGUGCCGAUCGCCGAGUGCGGCGACCGGGCCAAGGGCGCCAGCGGAGAGGGCCCGCCGCCGGCGGACUCGUGGGCGUGGCGCAAGUAUGGGCAGAAGCCCAUCAAGGGGUCGCCCUACCCACGGGGGUACUACCGGUGCAGCAGCUCCAAGGGGUGCCCGGCGAGGAAGCAGGUGGAGCGCAGCCGCGCGGACCCCACCGUGCUGCUCGUCACCUACACCUUCGAGCACAACCACGCGUCGCCGCAGCCCAAGAGCAGCAGCUGCCACCAGAGCAAGCUUAGCCCCCGACGAGCGCCGCCGAAGCCAGAACUGUCGGCCGCGCUUGCUAACGAGCAUGAGACGGGAGAGCCCCCAGAAGUGCCGGAGCCGGAGCCGGGGCUGGAGCAGAAGGUUGUUUUAAGUCUGGUGGAGCCGGCAGCGAUCACAACAGUGGCGCCGGCGGCCGAAGAGGAGGACGAAAGCUUCGACUUCGGGUGGCUCGACCAGUACCCGACGUGGCACCGGUCGGCGCUGUACGCGCCGCUGCUGGCGCCGGAGGAGUGGGAGCACGAGCUGCAGGGGGAGGACGCGCUGUUCGCCGGGCUCGGAGAGCUGCCCGAGUGCGCCGUCGUGUUCGGCAGCCGGCGCGAGCUCGGCCUGGCGGCCACCGCGCCGUGCUCCUGAUAUCGUCUUUUCAUUUUUUUUUCCCCUUUACCUUGCAUUUUCUUUUUGGUUUUAGUUUUACUCGGAGUAAUUUGGAGGUAGUACAUAGCUCAGAUCGAUGCACGGGGUUUAUGUGUUCAAGGCCGGCUGCUGCCUUUCUCUUCCGUGUUGAUUGGGUGCGCGCGUGCGUGCGUUGGCCGUCCAAGGUUGUCCCGUUUCAGAAGUGGUUUGAGAUGUGAUUUCAACGAAAAAGCAGCGAAAGGUUUGGCAUU